Molecule: messenger RNA, 2082 nt
Organism: Sporothrix schenckii 1099-18
Lineage: Eukaryota; Fungi; Ascomycota; Sordariomycetes; Ophiostomatales; Ophiostomataceae
Product: DNA polymerase kappa subunit
Exons: 2
Coding region: 1-2082 (693 amino acids)
Biological process (GO): error-prone translesion synthesis
Cellular component (GO): nucleus
Molecular function (GO): damaged DNA binding; DNA-directed DNA polymerase activity
Source: RefSeq, a predicted model, not a curated record
AUGGGCUCUGCACAAGCCUUGGACCUUCAAGCCACACCCGAGGACUCUGGUGAGGCAAGCGCCGCAAACAGGUCAAAGGAGACGUUUUGCUUGGCUGAUGACCACGAGGAUGAUAACGACCCGGCCCAGUUGACGAUCCAACCGAAUGAUUCAAACCACCCAUCGACACACGAGACCCUCAAGUACUCUCUUCUCGGCCCCUCAUUGCUCAAAGCAGGACAGGAGUCGGUUGACCAGUCCAAAGUAUCGGAUGUCAUAUACCAUGCAUCCAAAGGCUCCAAGUAUUUUGACAGGGAGGAGGAGAGGGACAAGCUACUGUCCUUAAAAAUCAAUCAAAUCCUCUCGAAAAAGGCACAGCUCGAGCGCCUGGAUUUAGCCCGUGAUCUGCGACUUGUCGAUACACUCCUCUCACAGCUAGAAAAUGGGCGCGACCUCUCGCAGUUCAUCGUGCACGUUGACUGCGAUGCCUUCUACGCAUCGGUCGAGCUUUUGGACCGCCCAGAGCUGGCGGACGUGCCCUUUGCUGUGGGUAGAGGAGUUCUUUCGACAUGCAACUAUGUCGCGCGCAAGUUUGGAUGUCGAAGUGGUAUGGCGGGCUUUGUGGCAAAGAAGCUAUGCCCACAGCUCGUGCUGCUAAAGCCUGAUUACACAAAGUACAAUGCGAAAGCUCAGGAUAUCAGACAGAUCCUGGCUGAGUAUGACCCUCGUUUCGAGAGUGCCAGCAUUGACGAGGCGUAUCUUAACAUCACACAAUACUGCUCUUCGAACAACACGUUACCCGCUGCAGCGGUGGAGAAACUUAGGCAGGAGGUUGCUGAAAAGACUAAGAUCACUGUAUCUGCAGGUAUCGCGGCCAACACCCGGCUCGCCAAGAUUUGUUCGAACAUGAACAAACCCAACGGACAGUUCAUUCUACCUAACGAUCGAGACGCAAUCCUGGACUUUAUGAAAAUGCUACCCUGCCGCAAAGUCAACGGCGUUGGCAGGGUCUUUGAAAGAGAGCUCGCGGCGCUCGGCAUCAACACUUGCGGAGAUGUAUUUGACCAGCGAAUGUUUCUCAGCCAAUUAUUCGGGAACAAGGCCUGUCACUUUCUUGUCCAGUGCUACCUGGGCCUUGGAAGAACAAGGGUGCAGCCAGCCGAGGAGUACGAGCGGAAGAGUGUAGGCACCGAAAGCACCUUUGCAAGUAUUUCUGACAUUGGCCAGCUACGCCAAAAGCUGCGGUGGACAGCAGAGGAACUUGAAAAGGACCUGAAGCGCGCCGCGUGCAAAGGACGCACGCUGGUCCUCAAAAUCAAGCUACACACCUUUGAAGUAUACACCCGACAGGUUGUCUUGCCGCGGGCGCUGCAACAGGCCAACGACCUGUACGGCUAUGCACUUCCCAUGUUAAGCAAAUUGGAACAGGACAUACCCAACAUGACCGCCAGACUUAUGGGCUUGCGGUGUACUCAUCUGAUGAGUACCAAGCGUCCUGACGCCCUCGCUUUUUUUGGAAUCAAGUCACCAGGAAACACCGAAACCUCGAGCAACCAGAACCCCGACAACAGAAUAGAACGUGAGGAGAUAAGGGAACCUAUUGAUGACGACCGCGAGUGGGAGGUUUGGCCCGAGGCGGAGAGUGAUGGCGGUGGGAUUCUUAAGCCAGGAUCGAGGGACUGCAAGGGAGGCUCGGUUGCGCCACCGCAAUUGCAGGGACCGCCUCUAGAGAGCGAGUUGUUAAUCAGCCAGCCGCCUGCCGAACCUGCGGUACCAGAGCCUCGCCCCCACGGCAAGACCAUUACGGCUAACCCAACGAGCAGCAGCAGUGGUUGGGGGCCACUAUCAGAGAAGAAAGAACUGUGGUCAUGCCCUGUGUGCCUCCGUGGGCAACCUGCCGACGAAAAACAAUUCAAUAGCCAUAUUGAUAAUUGCUUGUCUCGUCGUACCAUCCUCGAGGUUGUACAGCAGAGCUCGUCUGCGCCAAGCCUUGAAAAAAAGAGUGUCGGGGCGAAGGCUGACAAGAAACGCAGUCGACCAGCCGCGGCGGCGGAGAGUCCCAACGACCACCGGCAAAAGAAGAUCAGUUUUAAAGGCGCAUAA